AUGGGUCUCUCCGAUGAUGCACGGACCCAGGCUGGGCUCUUUGUGCUCUUUGGGGCCACCUACCUGCUGACCCUGCUGGGCAAUGGGCUCAUCCUCCUCUUGAUCUGGCUGGACACUCGACUCCACCUGCCCAUGUACUUCUUCCUUGGCCACCUCGCGUUCGUGGACAUCUGCUACACCUCCAGCGGGGUCCCCCAGAUGCUGACACACUUCCUCCUGGGGAAGAAGACCAUCUCCUUUGCCAGAUGUGGGACCCAGCUCUUCUUCUCCCUGGCUCUUGGGGGCACCGAGUUUGUGCUGCUGUCUGCGAUGGCCUGUGACCGUUAUGUGGCUGUCUGUGACCCUCUGCGUUACAUGGCAGUGAUGAGUCCCAGGCUCUGUGUGGCACUGGCAGCAACUAUUUCUAGCCAAGAGAACCCUCAACUGACUUACGCUUUUCAGUCUCUUGCAUUUGAUUUUGUGGUUCUGCUCUGUGUGCCUUAA
This is a messenger RNA of Fukomys damarensis (Damara mole-rat), 483 nucleotides long. Its product is annotated as olfactory receptor-like protein OLF3. The transcript has 2 exons. The record is from RefSeq and is a predicted model, not a curated record. Lineage: Eukaryota; Metazoa; Chordata; Mammalia; Rodentia; Bathyergidae. Gene Ontology annotation, cellular component: membrane. Bases 1 to 483 code for a protein of 160 amino acids. Gene Ontology annotation, molecular function: G protein-coupled receptor activity; olfactory receptor activity. Gene Ontology annotation, biological process: G protein-coupled receptor signaling pathway.